Molecule: messenger RNA, 1998 nt
Organism: Trichoderma reesei QM6a
Lineage: Eukaryota; Fungi; Ascomycota; Sordariomycetes; Hypocreales; Hypocreaceae
Exons: 1
Coding region: 85-1512 (475 amino acids)
Source: RefSeq, a predicted model, not a curated record
CGUCUACUAUCAGGUAUUGCAUGGCAUCUCCUCUCUAGCGACUCAUAGCUUUGGCCGACUCUCCAUCUAUCCGCCCCCUUCACGAUGCGCCUGCCGGUGGCUCUCGUCCUCGGCGCGCUGCUUGGGGCCGCCCAGGCAUCUGUCGUCGUCCGACAGGACAACGCCGGCCCAGAUUCCUCCACGGCUCCCGCCCCGACCGCCGGAGCUGACGACUCGUCGACCUCUGCGCCGCCUCCUCAGACCACGCCGCCCCCGAGCUCGACGUCCUCGUCCUCGUCCAGCAGCAGCACCAGCCCGGCCGACAGCGACACCACCGUCUUCGAGACCGAGACCGUCACGGGCGCGGGCGGCAAGACCGUCACCAGCACCCGCACUCUGACGGCGACGAGCGGCACCACGGUUGUCGUGACAGCCACCGUCUUUGUCACCACCACUGUUACUAGCAGCGGCGGCGAGACAGCCACCAAGGUCGUCUACGACACCACCACCGUCUUCGCGACGCCCACCGACAGCCCGGCCGCCCAGAAGCGCGCUGGCGAGAUUGCGCCUAGGACUGGAGUCGCUGCCGCUCCUACCGGUGCCCCCGAUGCCGACUAUCUGGCCCGGUCUCUGGCCUUGCGCGACCUGGAGGCGCGCGCCAUCUUCACCGAGGUCGUAACGGUCACCGUUGGAGGCGGUGGUGGCUCGACUGUUGUCGAGACGACUACCCGGACGGUCAAGAACACGGCUACUUCUCGCACUACCAUUACUAGCACCGUCACGACGACCGACCAGGUCGGCGCGAGCACGACCAUUACUUCGACCAGCCACUUGACUGUCACGUCCACCGUCGUCACCACCGGUGUCGAAGAGACCACCACGCUGCCUCCUCAGGCCUCUGACUCUGGUACGGGUGUUCCGGAUAGCAACGGCAGCCAUUCGUCCAGCUCCGGCUUGUCUACGGGAGCCAAGGCUGGCAUCGGUGUCGGUGUCGGUGUCGGCGGUCUUCUCAUCCUUGGAGCCCUCCUCUUCCUCAUCCUGAGGCGUCGCAACCGCGGCCCCCGACCUGAGCACGACGACCUCGUUGGCGCUUCUGAGGUCCCCGUUGGCGGUGCUGGCGGCGGCGGCGGCAGCGGCCUCAAUGGUGGAAGCAGCGGUAGCCAGCCUCCCAUGUCCUCUCACACCCCCUCGGCAGCCGCUUUCUUGGCCCCAGGUCGCGCUCCCGUCGCCCGCGAAGGCUACCGUGGAACCGCUCUCGGAGAUGGACGUGCUGGAUAUGCUAAGCCAGAGCCAUACGGCUCGGCCUACACCUCUCCCAGUCCGACCACCACCAUGGCCCAGACCGUCAGCCCUGCCUCGUUCGAGAGGGCCAAUCUGGUUACUCCUCAUCAUGCCGACGCUGCCGAGCUGCCCAACGACAACCCAAACGCUGCGAAAUGGCACGAUCCCAACGCCGCUGAGAUUGACGGCCACGCUGUCAUGAGCCACCAGAGCGGCCCCGUCUACGAAAUGCCCACGCAAAACUACCGAUAAAGGAGAGCGAGAUGUGGGCAAUUCGUCGUUGGAGUGUUGAGGCUACGUAGGACCGGCAGAAGAGAUGGCAUCCACCCCAACCACCAACUACUUGGUAUAGUCGUUGGGAGAGACUUCACAUCUACGGCUGCGACGGGAACAUACAAGGCAUGUGUCUUUUGUAUAUACUUGUCUAUACCCCGGCGUGCUCACCUUGAAGUGGGCUUUAAUGAAUAGGAGAGAGCGGCUUGGCGAUUUUUCUAACAAUCCUGGACGCAACUUGGAGGAGGGACGAUAUUUCUGAUUUGAUGUGACGUACGAUAUCUGACGCUAGAGGAGAGGCCAUGUGCACAAUGACGACGCUGGGGAGGAACCUUGAAGAUGUUACCGGACACAUGUAACGAUGACUGGAGAGCACAUGGAUGCCUGUUUUGUUUUUCGUUUUGCGCUGUCUUGCGUAGCCGCUUUAUGUACCUUUAAUAAUGGACCGUUUCGAUUCUUCUGUUC